Messenger RNA from Dama dama (fallow deer), 3257 nucleotides. It is a transcript of the gene CFAP20DC, whose product is annotated as CFAP20 domain containing. The coding region runs from base 367 to 2808 and encodes 813 amino acids. The record is from RefSeq and is a predicted model, not a curated record. The transcript is spliced from 17 exons. Lineage: Eukaryota; Metazoa; Chordata; Mammalia; Artiodactyla; Cervidae.
GGAACGCGCCCGCCUUUCCCGGGCUAGCGGGCGGGCGGUUGUCCGAGGCUCGGCCUCUGUGCGUCCCAUCACGUAGGUUACGCACACACUUCGUCCCGGCUACUGCCGGGAGCUCCCCCAGGCAGCAGUGCCCUCACAGACUCGAGCUACCUGGAGGCUGCGCCGCGAUGGUUCGGGUCGCGGGUCUGAGGUGGAGCUGACUAAGGGCUGAGAAGAGCCUGGGAGUCGCGACGGAGCACGAAGCUCUUCCUUGGCCGUCGAGCCCCGGGCUUCCCGCCCUCCCGCCGACUUCCAGCCGUCUGUGUCAAGCUAUUUUUCUGGAAGCCCUGAACUCCGUGCCCCUCAAGCCCUGGGCCCCCUGCGGGAAUGUUCAAAAAUGAGUACCAGGGAGGUGCAUUUGUUGAAAUCUUUAGUGCCCAGGGUAAAAAUCCUGGAGCAAAAUGGAAGAUCCUCGGCAGUCCAUCUGUGAUUUGGAAAGAAUUUGAUAAAGAAGUUAAAAGUUUUGUGUUUGUACUGGAAGGCAGCAGCCAAACGAAUAAAAUACAGUUACCAAAGGAGAAUAAGCAAAUCCUUGGACUGAUCCAGAGGUUUCUUGUACUUCAGAUCUACAUACCCCUGGGACAAGACUUCUCCACUGAAUUGCUAAUUACUGAUUUGAGAAACAUAAAAAGAAGAUUGUAUUUAUCAACCGUCCACAAGGAAUUGUCUUCAACCCCUCUUCAUGCAAAAAUCCCACUCUUCAUGAUCAAGCGCAAAAUUUGGUGCAAUCUAUGCAUUGACUUGGUGGCAUUUACCAAUGAAAUAUUCAAAGGAGCAGUUUUCCAGUCACUGGAUGGAAUUACUGUCUCAGCGAAUUGUAAGCUACGAAAGAUCUUCACUUUAAAAUACAAGCCUCAAGACACUGCUGAUAAAGAUGCUGGACAUGAUGCUCCCUUUCCAACAGAUGAACCUAUAGACAUCAUUCCACGAAGCUGCCAACUAACAACAGAUGUUCCACAAGUCACACAGCUGCUAAACAUGACUAAACUCCGCCAAACUGAAAUAAAAUUUGGGGGUCAUCCUCUGAGUUCAGCAGAAUCAGAUCAGUUCAUUAACAGAGGAGCAGUUAGCACACGCAACAGUAAACAUCAAGAUGUUUGUCAUAUUGCCUUUGGAUCCAAAGUUCUUGGACCACCUCCACUCUCUGGCAGAAGAAAUAACAUGAGGCUAUCCAAUGAGACAGUAAGAUCUGUUGGGUCUAAAAGUAACCGAUCACACCAGCAGUCUACAGUAGAGAAGUGUGUUAACAGUGCAGAAAUGUCAACCUUGCUGUUACCUGAGUCUGAGGCACAAAGAGAUAAAGAAAAUAUCGGCCAAAUAAAGCAGACUGUACCUGUUCUUGCCAGUCUGCAUAUUAUGCAUCCACAUCCCCCUCAAGAACCGUCAGCCGAUAAGAAUAACAACAGGAGAAGAUUUCGGUUAAAAAGCACCAGCGGAGAAAGGACAGAGACACCCAGCGGCAAUUCUUCAGAAGAUAACAGGAAUGAUGAACAUAAAGCAGCAACUGUCCUCACCACUAUGUCCCAGCAAAGAGCAGAGACAUUGAACCCCCACUCUCCAGUACCCCAGUCUCCUGAUCAAGCAGAUGAGUGGAUAUUUCCCAAAAAUGGCGAUGACCUCCCCUAUUUGGCCUCUACCACACAGUCUCUACUUCUGGGUGAAGAUUCGUGCCAUACUUCAUGCCUGUGCUUAGAAGCCAGCAAGGAAAGUGAACAUGAUCAACAGACAGAGGAAACCCAGACUGUUCCAAAGGAUGUUUUCACUUUUUCAUCCAGACCACGAUCAGCACCUCAUGGAAAGACUCAGACUAUGUCCCCAGAAGCGUGCCUGUUUACUUUGGAUCUAAAGGAAGAUACCAGUGUGACAAGGAGUGACACCCAGACAGAGGAAGAUUUUUACGGUGGUGACAGCAGCGAAGAGGAUAACCACAGUGUCCAGGGUUCUCCAGGCCCAACAACUAGUCCUCCAGAGUUAACUCAGUUAACGUUAGAGAGCAUGCUGGGGAAGGCUGCAAAGUGUGCAAGUAAAGGAUAUCUUAAAAAUGCAUAUGCAGAAGGAAGAACUUCAGAAAACCAGAAUUCCAUGGCGAAGCAGAUAGAUAUAAAAGACUUUGAAAUGAGUUUUGUGCCUACACCAUCCCUUUCUCCACCUGGAAGACAAGAGUACUCUCCGAAAAUUCCAGAUCCUAUUAUUAAAGCAAAGGACCUACCAGCCCAUCAAGUGUCAACUUCAAUAAACAAAACCUUCCUAAAGGAAAUUUCAGAGGAGAAGUUGAAACCGAUUGCUGAGUUAUCUGAGUAUGACUGGAGAAACUAUCAGCCCAGUGAGAUUAGUGAAUCUGAGUUGCAAAUGCUCACCAGCCUACGACGGCAACAGAACGAAGAACUGGAGGACACUGGGGCUCCCUAUGGCCUGAGCGCAUCCCAGGUUGACAACUGUAAUGUCAGCAUAAGCACCAGCAGUGACGACACAACCACGUGGAACUCCUGCCUGCCACCUCCUGUCAACCAGGGCCGUCACUAUCAGAAAGAAAUGAACCCACCUUCUCCUUCUAACCCCCGGGACUGGUUAAAUAUGCUGAGCCCACCAAUUGUUCCUCCCAGUCAACAGUCCGCAGAGCGGCAUCAGGAUUCUUCUGGAAGCUUGAGUGUUCAAGGUGAAGAGGAGCUGAGUGCGGAAGAGGAUGAGGAAGUGCUGACUCUGCUGUAUGACCCAUGUUUGAACUGUUACUUUGAUCCCCAGACUGGGAAGUACUACGAGUUGGUAUAACGCCUGCUUCCAGGGCCAAGGAUGGCCACCUCAGGUGGAGCAAGAUAGCAACUCUGAUUCUGUUAAGUUGGCGUCACAAGUGUGUCUCCGGCAGGCCUACAGGAUCAGAAAGAACUAAGAGAGAUGAAGUCAGUUUGUACGUAAUGUUCAAUGUUAGGACUGCCUACAUUCUUUAUGUAGAUGGGUGUGACUUUUUAGAACUGUGAAGGAGUUAAUACAGAGACAAGAUUGUACGACUUUGAAUUGUUUCUUGUUUGUUGGUUCUCAUCCUAUAUAUAAUUCUGUUUACUUCAUAUACUUUUAUGUAAAUUAAUUAAGAGUUAUUCAAAUUUUUGCAGUGUUAAUAUGUAAAUGAUGGCUUGAUACACAGAAAAUGUAUUCUUGUUUAAAAGAUGCCUUUUCUUUUAUUACCUAUUUGUAUUAAAAAUAAAAUAUGAUGGUCAGAAGAA